Messenger RNA from Diabrotica virgifera virgifera (western corn rootworm), 9062 nucleotides. Its product is annotated as L-lactate dehydrogenase. The transcript has 7 exons. NCBI's taxonomy places the organism in Eukaryota, Metazoa, Arthropoda, Insecta, Coleoptera, Chrysomelidae. Gene Ontology annotation, molecular function: L-lactate dehydrogenase (NAD+) activity. The record is from RefSeq and is a predicted model, not a curated record. Gene Ontology annotation, cellular component: cytoplasm. Gene Ontology annotation, biological process: carboxylic acid metabolic process. The coding region runs from base 606 to 1601 and encodes 331 amino acids.
CGUAUUCUGUAUCUGUAUUAUUUCACAUUGAAAGCAAACAUGACAUCAUAUAAAAUGCAACGGUACAUUCGUGUAAAUGCAAGAUAUAUUGUGCAAUCUCCUACGAUGAAAUGUAUUGUUAAAGUGACAAAGAAAAUAAAGCUUCGUAUUAUCUAGGAAAGCAGAUGUGUUUGACAACUUCAUAAUAUUUUGGCGCUUUUCUUUUACAACCCUUUUACGCAAUCUUGCGCGUCGCGUGAGUCAGCUUCUCUAGGGAGUUCCAGCAUUUCAUGGAAAGCGAAAGUGGAGACACGAGACACGCACUCGCGCGCAUGCGUGCGGUGUUCCACCGAUGUUUUAAAUGAAGUUAAGGUCACCUUGAUUCCAGUAAAAGUUCAAAGCUUUUGCGGGAUAACGUUGCCAGUGUUGUGCUCGUGUUUUUUCAGUUCGCCGUUGGAGAUAGUUUGUAAUUUGGAGAAAUGUAUAAGUUGCAUAUUAGGAUUUUAUGUGGACACCAAGCGAAUAUUGCUAGAGCUUCAAGACUGGUGUCUAGAUGGAAUUCUUCUUGAUGGUUUACAUCAGAGGAAACGAAGAUUGAUGUCCCGCCACUUGCUCGCAGCACCAAAAUGAGUGUCAGAGAUGGUCUGUUUACCCCCGUGGGGGAAUCCAUUGAGAAGACUUCCAAUAGGGUCACAGUUGUUGGUACAGGAGCAGUAGGAAUGGCUACUGUUGUUAGUUUGCUGAUGCAGGGUAUAACCCACGAUGUUGUCCUAAUGGAUGUAAUGGAAGACAAGUUAAAAGGAGAAUUAAUGGAUCUGCAACACGGAGCUUUGUUUUUGAAAAAUCCCAAAAUUGUUGCAAGCAAAGAUUACAAAGAUUCAGCAGGAUCAAAGAUUUGCAUCGUCACUGCUGGAGCCAGGCAACAAGAAGGUGAAUCACGUCUAGAUUUAGUCCAAAGAAACACCGACAUCUUCAAACAUAUCAUCCCACCUCUAGUGAAGUAUUCCCCAGAUACGAUUUUAAUGAUCGUCAGCAACCCGUGUGAUAUUUUGACGUACGUGGCAUGGAAAUUGUCAGGACUGCCACAACACAAAGUGUUUGGUUCCGGAACCAACCUAGAUACGUCUAGAUUUAGGUUUUUAAUUUCCGAAAGGUUGGGCUGCAGCUCCAGCAGUGUUCACGGAUGGAUUAUUGGAGAACACGGUGACACCAGUGUUCCUGUCUGGUCUGGAGUCAACGUUGCCGGAGUGCGUCUGAAAGACGUUCAAUCCAAGGUUGGUACAGAUGACGAUCCAGAAGAAUGGAAAAAGAUCCAUGCGCAAGUAGUCAAUUCAGCAUACGAAAUCAUCAAACUAAAAGGAUACACCAACUGGGCUAUCGGUCUUAGUGCAGCCUCAUUGGCCAAUACAAUUUUAAAGAAUCUUCAUCACGUUCAUGCAGUAUCUGUCAUGGUUAAGGGUCAUCACGGUAUAGCUGACGAAGUGUACCUCUCUCUUCCAGCUAUGUUGGGCGAAACCGGUAUCGUCAGCAUUGUCAACCAGAACUUAAAUGAGGAAGAAAUCGAGGCCCUCCAGAAAUCUGCUAGAACGUUAGCAGAAUGUCAAGCAGAUUUAAAAAUUUAAACGCCAAAAAGUAUAAAAAUAAUACGUACGCACUAAACCUAAAAAGUAUGAGGGUAAUUCGUAAAAUAAGGUUCCCUACGUCCCUGAGAAAGUGUGUGACGUGCUGGGAGAAAUCUGACAACACUGCUUUACACCUCAAAUCUCCGUCUCUCUCAUCCAACCACUUUCGCCUCGCUACAUUCCUCAGUGUGGGUCUAUAGCAGCCUUCGAAGAUGGAGAUCCCUGUCGCUGUUACCUCCAAUAUGAAAUUCAUGCUGUGAUACGUUUUUAAAUGCAAAAUGGAUUUUAUCUAUUGACAUUCAUCAUCAGUUAAUAGAAGUAUAUCGGUAAAACUGCAUAUCUGGUCAUCCAUCGUGAAUUUCCGUUAGGCCUUCACUCCAUUUUCUACACCAUUUGCGAACAUUUUGAACAGAUAUGCACUUUUACCCAAGAAUAUGAAAUGCUUAAGAACGAAACUAGGCAGAUUUGAGAUAAACAAAAUAAAAGACGUAAAGGAGUAGAAACAAAAAUUAAAGACGUAAUCGUAAAUAUAAUCCACCAUUUUUACUCAGACUUAUAUAAAACAAAAAAGACCAUCAGAAGAAAUUAAAAACCAACUUAAGUCGAAAAUAAAAAAUGUCAACCCAGAGCUACAGCCAGAAAUAAGCAAAUCAGAAAUAAAGAAGGCAUUAAAAGAAAUGAAAAACAAUCGCCUGGAAAAGACGAAAUAACUGCAGAGAUGCUGAAAUAUGGUGGAAAAGUGGUAAAGAAUACUCUCCAUUCCCUUUUUAACAAAAUAUUAAAAGAAAAAAGAAUUCCAAACAACUGGAAGGUAGCCGUAACCAUUAUCUUACACAAGAAAGGUGAAAAAGCAUAUAUAAAAAAACUACUGUCCUAUAACACUCUCCAAUGUAAUGUAUAAACUCCUAACAAAAAUUUUAACCAGUAGAUUGACGAUAAAAUUGGACGGAUACCAGUCUAAAGAACAAGCUGUUAUUAGAAUUUAGCACAAGUGACCAUUUAUUAAGUAUGAGAAUGCUUAUAGAACGAGCAACUGAAUACGUUGUUCUUCUUCUACUACGGCACUACAGUUCAAAUUGAGCCUUGGCCUCCUAUAUUUUUUGCCUCCACCCUUGCUUGUCUGUGGCUGCUCUUCUCCAUACAUGGACUCCUUAAGGGCUUGUGUGUCGCUGUUUACUGUGUCUUCCCAGCGCUUUUUUGGAUUUUCAACAGGUCUCUUUCACUGCAUUCUAGUAUUCAGUGCUCUUUUUGGUAGCCUAUCCUCUCCCAUUCUUAUCACAUGUCCGGCCAAUUGCAAUCUUUGUAUUCUAAUGAAGUCUGACAGGGGUGCUUCCUUAUAAAGUUGAUAAAGUUCGUUGUUGUAUCGACUUCUGAAGAUUCCGUUUUCUCUCACAGGUCCUAGUAUUCUCCUCAGUACUUUCCUUUCGAAUGUGUCUAGUUUGUUUUUGGAUGUUUCUUUCAGGACCCAGGCUUCACUGCCAUAGCAUGUUAUUGGUCGAAUUAAAGUUUUAUAGAUUCUCAUCUUUGUAUUUCGGUGGACACUUUUAGACCGAAAUGUAUGGGAGAGGGCAAAGUAAGCUCUGUUCGCCUGCGUUAUUCUCUUCCGUAUUUCUCCGUCUUCUGAUCCGUCGGCAUAUAUUUUUAAUCCCAAGUAUGUAAACUUUCCAACCGUUUCAAUCUCAUCUUCAUGUAUUAUGUUUUGUAGUGUUUAUAUUUCUGUGUUUAUAUUUCUUCUCGUCUGAGUCAUUAUUUUUGUUUUCCAGACCUAGCAUUUUUGUUUGUGUUUUUAACUCUGCGUAUGUUUCCUAUGCUCCUGUUGAUGUUCUACUCAUAAUAUUAAUAUCAUUGGCAUAAGCGGCCAGUUGAACAGUUCGGUUGGUCAGUAGGUUUCCUCGUCCAGUUUGCAUUUGCCUAACCGCAUACUCCAGUGCCAGGCUAAACAAUGUUGGGGCCAGCCCACCUCCCUGUUUUAGUCCCUGCGAAAUUUUGAACUGAAUACCACAUUCCCCUAUAUAUAGCGUUCAUAGAUUUCGAAAAGGCUUUAUAGACAGUGUCGAACAUUGGGCAGUGAAAAGUUCUUUGAUUAACAGCAGAAUUGAACACAGAUAUACAGACGUAAUAGCCAAUAUAAGGAAGCCAAAACAACAAUUAAAGUAUACGAAGGAACACAGUCAAUACAAAUAAAUAGAGGCGUGAGACAGGGUGACACAAUAUCACCGAAACUUUUUAAUCAGGCUCUGGACGAUAUUUUUAAAAGAUUAUAAUGGGAAGAAAAAGGUAUAAAAACUUGUGGACAACGCUUGAACCAUCUAAGGUACGCCGAUGACAUCGUAUUGAUAACCGAUAAAAAAUAAGAAUUGUUUAAAAUGAUGAAAGAACUGGACAUAGAAGCUGGAGAUAUAGGCCUUAAUAUGAUUUUUUAAUAGCCUUUUUUCUUUUCGAAGUGUCGAUUAAGGGCCUCUUCCAUUUCUCGCCAUUCAUACCUGUUGUGUGUGAGGCGUUUCCAUAUUGGUCCUGCGGCUCUUUUGAUGUCGUCGCUCCAGCGCAUAUGAGGUCUUCUCCUUGGUCUCUUCGCUUCAUAUUGUCGCCAUAUGAAUACUAAUUGAAUGAAUCAUAUGCAUAUGAUACGAAUAUGCAUUACAGCAAGACCAAAAUCAUAACAAAUACAGAUGAGGACAUCACAAUGAGGAUCGGACAAAAUGAAAUAGAACAAGUUCACGAUUAUAAUAUAUCUGGGCCAAAUUAUAAAACUUAACAAGGAAAACCAAACAGCAGUGAUCAAAAGACGAGUUAGACUGUCAUGGGCGGUAUUUGUCAAACUAAGCUACAUCCUUAAAAACAAAAGAUAUCCACAACAUCUUAAGACCAAGGUAUACAAUCAAUGCGUACUCCCUGUUCUCACUUAUGGUUCCCAAACGUGGACGUUUACAAAAGCAAACAUGGACAAAAUCAUAAAAACGCAAAGAGCAAUGUAAAGGCAAAUGUUGCACAUAAAACUAAUGGAUAAAAAGAGAAACGAGUGGAUAAGAGAGAAUACCAAAGUUAGGGAUGUUAGACAAAAACUUGCAAAAUUGAAAUGGAGAUGUGCCGGACACAAAAUAAGACAAAAAGAAGACCGAUGGAAGAAAAUUCUUAUAAACUGGAGACCGUGGGACUAUAAACGAAGCAGAAAAAGGCCCCAAAUGAGAUGAGCAGAUAAUAUCAAGAAACACGUGGGCUCUAGGUGGAUAACUGUAGCGACAGACAGAGAAGAAUGGAAAAUGAUUGGGGAUGAAUAUGUCCAAAGAUGGACCGAAGAAGGCUAAUUAGAUAGAUAGAUAGAUGCACUUUUACCCAUAAAUUGACGAUAUAUGUAAAUAGGUGAAAUCCAUUUUGCAUUUAAAAAACGUAUCACAGCAUGAAUUUCACAUCGACGGUAAAAGCGACCGUGACCUCCAUCUUCGAAGGCUGCAAGGCCUACACUGAGCAAUGCAGCGAGGCGAAAUUGGUGGGGUGAGGGAGAAAGAGAGAGUUGAUGUGUAAGACAGUGUUGCCAGAUUUGUACCUAGUACGUCGUACUCUUUCUCAGCGGCAUAGGGAACCUUAUUUUAUGAAUGACCCUUGUAUUUAUAGAAAAUAGAGACGAUUGUAUUUUAUUAUAGUUAUCAAAUAUUUUUGAACUUUACAGUAUUAGAAAAGCAAACUAUUUAUACAACACGCUUGUUUAUUCUAUUAAUUUAAUAGAUGUGAUGUAUUUAAAGAAAUUAGUAUUAUAUUGACACAGUUAAUAAAUACCAAAGAAUAUCUAAUAUAUUAUACAUUCAUAAAGACUAUAUUAUAACUGUCCCCUAGAUGAAUAUACUCAGUUGAUAAAGCACAUCCUUGUUUUGGUUAUCUUAUAUUGAUCUACAAUACAUAUAUCAUUAGCAUCUAGUCAGUUGUAUGUUGUGGCGCUUCUAGAAAUAGAAUUCCUUUAAAUGUUUUCAAAUUUAAGUCAGUUUUCAAUUUAAUAAAAUAUAAAAUGACAUUAAAUUAAAAACCUUAUUGGCACCAUUUUUUUGGUUACACCUCCGUGGCUUCUAAAAAUACAAGCUAAGCGGAUGCUUGAGCAAAAGAAGAUGAGGGAAUUCUAUAACUUGCAAUUCACAUCCCAUCUGUCCAGCGCGGAAAAAUUCCAACGAAAAAUGGACUCUACAUACUCAGAGAGGAGAUAUAAUAAUAGAAAUAAAAAUGAAUAAGCAUUUUCAUUUCGUUGCAACACGAAGUCAAAGCCGUCUUAUAUUUCAGUUCGCCAAAUAACGCAAAGGAUGGAAAACACAUUAUGUUCGAACGCUAAUCAACAAUGAUCACUAUCAAAUAUUUAAUUACUGUCACCAACUGUCAAUGUCAACUUUUAUUGGGUUGUUGAAAACAUAAUUGAUUAUAAUUAUGAAAUUAGUUAAUCAAUUAACAUAACAAUUAUUAACAUAAUUUAUUAAGUAAUUUCCUAAUUUUAAUCAAUAAUUAUGAUUUCAGCAACAAAAUCAAAGUUGACAUUGACAGUUGGUGACAGUAAUUAAAUAUUUGAUAAUGAUCAUUGUUGAUUAGCGUUCGAACAACCGGCCCUAACAGACACCUGAAAAUAUAUUUUUUGAUUAAGGGACUGUAAUGACCAAAUUAAAAUGAUAAAAAGAAUUUACAUGUGAUAUCUGAUAAUACACACUUAAAAGACUAAUACAUAAAUACUCAUGAUAAAGAAGUACAUUAUAAUUAAAAAUGAAUAACCAUUUUCAUAUCGCUGCAACAUGAAACCAAAGCCGUCUUAUCAGUUCGUUUAGAGAGUGCAACAAGCACUCUGACUGAACAGUUUCAAAACUCAUUAGUUUUUCAUCAGAGAAUGUACAUAGCUGUAACAUCUGUACAUGCAUUGGGUUCUUUUUCUUCUGUCUUGCUGUGGGCAUACUCAGUUGCAAAUAAGAUUGCUGCAAACUUUAUUAUUACCGGUCAGACACAUACAAUGUGCAUUUGCUAUGCCAUUGGAACUGGCUAUCACCCAAGCAUAUGGUGGUUUAGCAUUAGCUUUUUGGGAACGCUUCACCUAAAAAAAAUAUUUUAUCUUUGUGGGAAUGCUUCAACUACCAAAAUUUAUUUUUAUUAGAGUAUUUGCGUUCUUUACAAUGAUUGAGAAUAUUUUAAAAUCAGACAUACAUAUAAUAUAAUUUUAGAACAAACAAUCAUGAAUGUUUAUUAUUCUCUUUUCUAUCAUAGCAACUACAUGUCGUCGACCUAAUCUGUAAACUGCGCAACUCCAUUUAUCCAAAUUUUACAGGAGACACAAAAAACUAUUUCUCUUAAUAUGACUAAUGUGAAUACUAUGUAUCUCCCAUUAAAAAAAAAAAGGAUGCUAAAAUGGAAUAUUUUAUAGAUAGUUUACCUAUCAUCUUACAUUUGUAUCUAUAUUGUUUAAUGAGUAUUUAAUAUUAUUUACCACCAACUUUUUCUUGAAAAUAUCACUUUCUAAACAGUGAGGUCAGUCGUGUGGUAUGACAAACUGGGGAUUUACAUAUUUUUCAAACUAAAUUUGUCGCAAGGGAGAUACGGUGUAUACGAAGAGGUCACUAUUUACUCUUCUGGUAAAAUAUGCAUGUGCAUCCUUUUUUAAACGAGUAGGGAUUUUUUCAAAUAAAUUGCAGUAAUACCUCAUUUUCCGAGAAAUAUAGAGUUACACAGUUUACAAAUUAGGACGACAAUAUGUCUGGUUUCAUACAGAUAUAUAAACGUAAAUAAAUCUAAUAUUUAAAACCAAUUUAUCCAAAAGACACUAAUACUGUUAUCCAUAUAUUUCUUAAUGGUGAAUAAAUAAAAUAAAGACAUACCUGUCCAACAAUAAUAUAGAAAUCAUUAACAAUUUUUACUCCUUUCAAAACAAAUCCAGUUGUGAAGGCUUUUAUGUGCCUGAAGGCUUUUGUAUGCUUUCAUCUGCUGCUUAAUGUAGUAACUGUGAGACUCUACCAGAUAAUAUGUAUAAAUAUGUAUCUAUAAUAGCAUUAUAAUAGUAAUUGGUGGAAUAUGCACUUUACUGUAAAAUCCAAUUCUGAUUGACUAAAUUGUAUAUGGAUCUAAAUCUCCAAUUAUUUUCAGCUUCAAUGAAUAUCUAAAACAAUAAAAGAAAUCAUGUUAUUGCUUGCAAAAUUCAUCAUUAUUGAUAAAUAUCAGGGAAAAUGAACAGUAAAUAAAAAUUGUUUGGUCUACCUUUUUCUCCAACAUUUGGAGUUUCCAAUAAUAAUUUCCUUAAAUAAUCACUUUGCAUUGUGAUAAAUUUAUAAAAUUCACAAAUUACAAACUAAAGUUUUAAAAAAUACACAAAAACAGCCAACAAAAUCCAAAUGAAUCCAAAAUAUGAAAUGAAACGACGAUACAAACAUAACCUAUAACCUUUGUUUUGUAACUUUUAAGUUUCUCCCAAUUUCGUGACGUCAGCCGUCAGACUUCGGCUGUCUGAAAUGAAAACGUCUUUUAAACGUAUUUUAACGUCAUUAAUUUUACGUAUUUAAAAUCACCUACAAAAGACGUCGGUAUGACGUAAUGUUCAACCACGUGUGUAUAUUCAACCAAAAACUGACGUUUCCUCGAUGUUGUUGACGUCUGUUGGUUGCCUGGGAACUUGUGAGAUGAAAGAAAUGAAACUAGUGGAGGUGGGAGCUUUAGCGAUAAAAACCUAUACAUUUCUACUUAUUGUCUCCCACUUUUAAACGUAUCGGACGAGUUUGGCAACUAUUAACCGGUUAAAUAUUCCGGUAACUACAUAGUUAUCCGGAGGAGAAAAAACCGGACCAAAUAAGAUUAUUUUUUCUCUAUACUCAAUUUACAAUCAAGAUGCAGUAGAACUAAACAAACCAAGACCCGUUAAAUGCUACUAGGAGCACUCCCGAAUCAUAAUUUACAAUGUAUAAACUUUGGAAAUCACAAUUUGGGAUUUACAAUGUAUAUACAUUGUAAAUUAUGAUUCGGGAGUGCUCAUAGUAGCAUUUAACGUGUCUUGGUUUGUUUAUUUUCACUGCAUCUUGAUUGUAAAUUUAGUAGAACUAGGUAUUUACUGAUUACAAUAAUUUAUAUACUAUGCAAUAAAAACUAAUAAUCGAGAAAAGAUGAAAAUUGAUAAAGUGAUUUUAAUAAAAUACUAACUGUUACUAUCGGAGCGAGUAGAUAAAUUUUGAACAUCUUUACCAAAUUAAAAUACAAUGAUUAUAGUAUACCGCAAUGUUGCCAAUUUUAGCGUUUCCUUCAGUCUCUUUAUAUAUAAUUAAAAACUAAAGUAUACAGGUACAAGUUAAAAAUUCACCGGCUGUGAAUAAUAAUAUUUAUUACUCUUUUAUAAUAACGUACUCAUUUAUUUUUAUUUAUUAAAAAAUAUUAUUGCUGUCUAUAUUUCGUGUUUUGUUAUGCCACUCUUUUUGUGAAAUAAUUGUAAGCAAAUAAAAUAAACGGUGCUUAAAUCUAAAA